Camarhynchus parvulus is the source of this 2257-nucleotide messenger RNA. It is a transcript of the gene MMACHC, whose product is annotated as metabolism of cobalamin associated C. The transcript is spliced from 4 exons. Lineage: Eukaryota; Metazoa; Chordata; Aves; Passeriformes; Thraupidae. The coding region runs from base 8 to 739 and encodes 243 amino acids. Gene Ontology annotation, biological process: cobalamin metabolic process. Gene Ontology annotation, cellular component: cytoplasm. Gene Ontology annotation, molecular function: cyanocobalamin reductase (cyanide-eliminating) (NADP+) activity; FAD binding; demethylase activity. The record is from RefSeq and is a predicted model, not a curated record.
CGCCGCCAUGGAGCGGCGCGUGGCGGAGCAGCUCCGCAGCGCGCUGGGCCCGCUCGGCCUCGAGGCGCACGCCUUCAAGGUUGGGUGGUACAAUGCUGUUCUCCAGCCAGCCUUCCACCUCCCCUACCCAGAUGACACGCUGGCCUUUGUGGUCCUCAGCACACCGUCCAUGUUCGACAAGGCCCUUAAGCCUUUUGUGAGCAAAGAACGGUUAAAAAUAAUCAGGGAUCCUGUGGAUCAGUGUGUUUCCCAUCAUUUAUCCCGUGUGAAGGAGAAAUUCCCUGACCAGAGGGUGGAUAUCAUGUUUGAUUAUGAGAUGCUGCCGAGCCGAAAGCCCAAGUUCCUGGCACAGACAGCUGCCCACGUUGCUGGAGCUGCAUAUUACUACCAAAGGAAGGAUGUGAAGCUCGAUCCUUGGGGGAAAAAGAAGAUCUUUGGCGUUUGUAUCCAUCCCAAGUAUGGUGGCUGGUUUGCUAUCCGGGCUCUGCUGCUCUUCCCGGCCAUCCAGGUGCCAUUCCUGGAGCAGCCCCUCCCUGUGGACUGUGUGAGCUCCGAGGAGAAGAGGAUUGAGCUGCUGGAGCAGUUCAAUUUCCACUGGCAGGACGGCCGCUACAGGGACAUCAUUGAAGUGAAGGAAAGGUACUCGGAGGAGCAAAAGAACUACUUUGCCACUCCACCAGCCGAGAGAUUCCGGCUGCUGGGGCUCUCACAGGAAGCCCAGAGAAUCACAUUUCACUGAGAAAGCGGCUCCGCCGAGGGCAAAAGGGUAACUCAUGAGCACGGCUUUUCCCGGUGCCGAGGGGGAGGAGGAGGAGGAGGAGGAGGAGGAGGAGGAAGGAGGAUGGUUAUGGUGGUACAGACAUGGCAAAUCCGAGCCUCAAUGCAAACAUUGCAUUCAAAGGUCCCCAGAGAGAGGAGCACUGCUCUGCUGUCUGUUCUGUGCUGCUGCUGAUCUGGGGUGUCCUUUGGGGAGCCCAGUAUGCUGCUGUUAGCCUUUGGUUGGGAGUAGUUUAGACAUCCUUGCAACUUUAAAUCCAUGCUGCUUGGAGUAGUUUAGACAUCCUGGCAACUCCAAAAUCCAUGCUGCUCAUUAGAAAAAUCACUUUUGUUCUCAAAAAUUCUCUUUCUGAAUGUUCUGGUUUUAUUCUUUGUAGGUGUAAAAAAAAAAAAAAUCAGUCAUUGUACUACUUAGUUGGAUUUUGUCUAAACUUGGGGCAGGUAUUUUUUAGAUGUAGCCAGCAUUUUACUAUCCUGUAUCAUGACCCUCCCUAGGGAGCACAUAUCCAGUCUUUACAGCCUUGCCUAGGUCACAUUUAAGCAUUUAUCCAUUCACAGAGCUGACUGGAAUAUUUGGAAAGAUGCUGAGUAAUAUCCACAUGAUUGGAGGUUUUACUCAUGUUAACAUAACUGACUGAAAAAGACAAUUCUCGUGGCCUUUUCUAAGAUAGACCACAUUUGUGUUAAAAGUAUUCUUCAGUGCCAGCACACAGCACACCCCCCCCAGUUACUGCCACAGUUUCCUGGUGUGCUUUCUUUGUGGGAAAGAUUGUAAACCUGCACACAUGUAAAAGCCAUGGCACAAGGCCUUGUCACAUGCACAGGCAAACAAGCACAGAAGAAAGGGAAAUAUUAAUGACAUUUAUGUUACUUAUAUUGCUGGAUUAAACAUGUUCAGAUAGAAGCAACAUUUUUUUUCCAUUACUUUGUCCUGUUACAUUUGUUCAGAGGGUACAAGGCACCUGGAAAUCAGGAAUUAAUUUCUCUUUGAGCAAUUUGAGGCUCAGAUCUCGUUAAAGUAGUACACUAAAAUAAUAUUUUGUGGGAGUUGUUUUACUAGACUGCAGUGCAAUGCUGCAAAUGGACAGGCACUUUUUUUCCUUUUGAGAGUACUAACAUGAUGAUGAAGAUAUACUCACUUUGCAGAACUGAGCGCUUUCUUUUUUUGUUGGGAUUCUUCAAAGCUUUGGAGACUCCACCAGGAAGGUUGCCCUCACCAUUGUUCACUGCUUGAUACAGUUGGUCACAGUCAGUACACUAACUCAUUGUAAUCCAAAUUCAGGAUAACAAGUUUGCUGCCCUGUAAACAGAGUAGUGAGCGUGUGAUCACUGGGUUUGUUCACUGCAUUUGCUGUUACAAAAAAGUCUUUGUUGCUUUCCAUGCUUUGUUCAUCUCUGACUAAGGCAGGCACCUGACCUAGAAUGUGAUAGAGGUAUUGUGAUGUUUAAUUUAAGGUAAAGAAUGAAAUUUGUUUAAAAU